This is a messenger RNA of Sinocyclocheilus anshuiensis, 4733 nucleotides long. Its product is annotated as atrial natriuretic peptide receptor 1-like. The record is from RefSeq and is a predicted model, not a curated record. Gene Ontology annotation, cellular component: plasma membrane. Gene Ontology annotation, molecular function: peptide receptor activity; adenylate cyclase activity; protein kinase activity. The coding region runs from base 643 to 3846 and encodes 1067 amino acids. The transcript is spliced from 22 exons. Gene Ontology annotation, biological process: protein phosphorylation; cGMP biosynthetic process; intracellular signal transduction. NCBI's taxonomy places the organism in Eukaryota, Metazoa, Chordata, Actinopteri, Cypriniformes, Cyprinidae.
GCUUCACGGCGCUUUGACUGGCCCAACAACACUCAUUGGAUGAGAACAGCCUUCAAACAUAGACGUGCAAUCACAUUAAACCCGCACCUUUCGUUUUAUUUUGUAAAAUAAAAAAGUCGAGUUUUGUAGAUGCAAAUGUAAGCUUGUUUUUCACUUUGAUUUCACUUUUUGUUGUGACAUCGCGCGCAUACUGAAUCAAAUCUACACCCGCUGAGAUUUUGCCCAUCUUCUCCAGUCGGGACAAGAGCAAGGAGCAGAGGACAUGUUCAACAGUUUUUAACUAAAGAAGCCUCAGUACUCAUUAACAAAUUUUCCAAGAAAUUCACAGGCGCACCAGGAAAGGGAAAGAUUUCCUCUUUGCGAAUCCCGUUUCCUCAGCGCAUUCGGAGAAAGAGGAGAGCUUGAGAAAUCAUGCUGGUUUCUGUGGAGAGGGUCACGAUACUAAAGUUUCGCUCCUGUAAGUUGGAUGAGUCGGUUUGAGCUGUAAAAAUCAACGUGUUUUCUCUGAGAGAACAGGAGUUUUUCGCCGCAUUCACGAGACACUGAUUUUAAUUUUUGGAGGAAGGCUAGGAUUGCAGAGGGAUUAUGACACCAAAUGACGACCUGAUCUGUGAGUCUUAGUCCUUCCCAUCUAUUUUGAGAAUGGAAGUGUUCCUGAUGGGGCCGCUGAGGCUCACUCUUCUAGUUCUGCUGAGCGGUGUGUCAUUUGGAGUGGUUGAACUGGAGCCCCUCGCUCAAAACCAGCCUAAGUCUCUCAGUCCCCAUCCACCUCAACAGAACAUCACCCUGGCAGUCAUCCUGCCUCUACACAACACUGAGUACCCCUGGGCAUGGCCCCGGGUCAGCCCUGCCUUGCACUGGGCCCUGGACAAGGUGAACUCUGACCCCAACCUGCUGCCAGGCUACCAUCUACAACUGGUUUUCAACAGCAGCGAAAACAAGGAAGGAGUGUGUUCGGAUUCAGUGGCUCCUCUCGUGGCCGUGGACCUGAAGUUUUCAUAUAACCCCUGGGCUUUCAUCGGGCCGGGAUGUGACUACUCGUCCUCACCGGUGGCCCGUUUCACCACACAUUGGGAGGUUCCGAUGAUCACGGGUGGAGCGAGAGCACUAGGUUUCAAUUUGUACUCAUCCAUCACCAACAUCGGCCCCACGCACAAGAAGCUGGGCGAGUUUGUGGUCAGGAUGCACCGGCAUUUCGGGUGGCACAAACACGCCCUGCUCAUGUUUAGCGAUAAUAAGAACGAUGACCGGCCGUGCUACUUUGCCGUGGAGGGGCCGUACACACAGAUGCGCGAGGACAACAUCACGGCAGAUGACAUGGUGUUUAAUGAGGAUGAUGAACCCGUCCGUUAUGAAGUGCUUCUCCGGGACAUCAGCCAGAAAGCCCGUGUGGUGUAUGUCUGCUGCAAGUGGGACACGUUUCGCAAGCUGAUGGUGGAGUUCUUGAGGUUGGGUUUUCCUCAGGAGGAGUACGCCUUCUUCUUCAUCGAUCUAUUUGGAUAUAGCCUGCAGAGCCACCCUGCCAAACCAUGGGCACGUGGAGAUGCUGAUGACAAUGUGGCCAAGGAGGCAUUUAAAAGCGUGAAGAUCCUGACCUACAGAGAGCCUCAGAACCCCGAGUACAAGGACUUUGUGUCCAAACUGAAGACAGAUGCCAUGGACAUGUUUAACUUCAGUGUGGAAGAUUCUCUGGUGAAUCUGAUUUCUGGCUCAUUCCACGAUGGAGUCAUGCUGUAUUCUCAUGCCCUAAAUGAGACUCUGGAUCGGUCGGGUGCGAGGCCCCCAGGGGACGUUAUCAAUAAGAGGAUGUGGAAUCGCACAUACCAUGGGGUUACCGGACUCGUUCAGCUGGAUGAGAAUGGCGAUCGGGAGAUUGACUUUGCUCUAUGGGACAUGACCGACACAGAUACUGGAGUUUAUCAGAUUGUGUCCGUGUAUAAUGGCAGUCAGAAGCGGAUGAUUCCGGAGCCAGGGAUGAAGGUGUACUGGCUGAAGGGAAGUCCGCCUCCAGAUAUCCCACUGUGUGGCUUCAAAAACGACAACCCUGCCUGCCUGGCAAAGACGGUCACCAUGCACCAGAUGAUCUCCAUAGUGGUGUGCUUCAUUUUUAUCAUCAUUGUAACGGUCACAGUCUUCAUAUACAGGAAGCUGAAGCUGGAGAAUGAGCUGACCGCUCAGCUGUGGCGUGUGCACUGGGAGGACAUCCAGAUGAGUAACAUGGAGAAGGUGCUGCGCAGAGCCUGCAGCAAACUCACCAUGUCAUUGAGAGGCUCUAACUACGGCUCACUGCUGACUAUGGAGGGAAACUUCCAGAUCUAUGCCAAGACCGGCUAUUACAAGGGAAACAUAACAGCCAUUAAGUAUGUCAACAAGAAACGCAUCGAGCUCACCAGGAAAGUGCUGUUUGAACUCAAACAUAUGCGUGAUGUACAGAAUGAACACUUGACGCGCUUUAUCGGCUCUUGUAUCGACCCACCCAACAUCUGCAUCCUUACUGAGUACUGCCCUCGAGGAAGCUUACAGGACCUCAUGGAGAGUGAAGGAAUCACGCUGGACUGGAUGUUUCGCUAUUCUCUGAUCAAUGACAUUGUUAAGGGAAUGGCGUUCCUCCACAACAGCGUCAUUGUCUCCCACGGCAACCUGAAGUCUUCCAACUGCGUGGUGGACAGUCGCUUCGUGCUGAAGAUCACCGAUUACGGCCUGGAAAGUUUCCGCAAGGAGAACAACCUGGAGGAUGUGCACACUCUCUAUGCACGCAAGCUGUGGACGGCCCCAGAGCUUCUGCGUGCCGACAACCCACCUGCAUGUGGGACACAGAAGGGUGACGUCUACAGCUUUGGCAUCAUCCUGCAGGAACUUGCCCUGCUGAAGGGCGUCUUCUACCUGGAAGGCCCUUGUCUCAGCCCUAAAGAGAUCAUAGAGCGUGUGGCGGAGGGCUGCUGGCCGUACCUGCGGCCGCUGCUGUGUCCUCAGAGCCACAGCGAUGAGUUGGGACAGCUGAUGCAGCGCUGCUGGUCAGAAGACGUCAACGAGAGGCCCGACUUCAACCAGAUUAAAGUACUGCUUCGCAAGAAUAACCGGGGAUAUGGUUCCAACAUCCUGGAUAACCUCCUGUCCCGUAUGGAGCAGUAUGCCAAUAACCUGGAGGAACUGGUGGAGGAGAGGACGCAGGCGUACCAUGAGGAGAAGCGUAAAGCUGAAGCUCUGCUCUAUCAGAUCCUCCCACACUCAGUGGCUGAGCAGCUGAAGCGAGGUGAGAUGGUGCAGGCAGAAGCCUUUGACUCGGUCACCAUCUACUUCAGUGACAUUGUGGGCUUCACCGCAUUAUCAGCCGAAAGCACACCAAUGCAGGUGGUGACGCUGCUGAAUGAUCUCUACACUUGCUUUGAUGCAAUCAUCGACAAUUUUGACGUGUACAAGGUGGAGACCAUCGGUGACGCCUACAUGGUGGUGUCGGGCCUUCCUGUGAGGAACGGGAAACUGCACGCACGCGAGAUCGCCCGCAUGUCUCUGGCUCUGCUGGAGGCUGUUCACUCCUUUCGAAUCCGCCACCGACCCGACCAGCAGCUCCGCCUACGCAUCGGCAUCCACAGCGGCCCCGUGUGUGCAGGGGUGGUUGGUUUGAAAAUGCCUCGGUAUUGUUUGUUUGGCGAUACCGUCAACACAGCUUCACGCAUGGAAUCCAAUGGAGAAGCCCUGAAGAUCCAUGUUUCAGAGGCCACACGGGCCGUCCUGCAGGAAUUCAACUGCUUCCAGCUGGAGCUCAGGGGAGAUGUGGAGAUGAAGGGAAAGGGACGGAUGAGAACGUACUGGCUGCUGGGAGAGAUCAGCUCCAAUAAUGCCUAAAAACUGACAGAGAGGAGAGGAGAGAACAAAACAAAACGCAUCUAAACAAGUACUGGGACAGUGUGGGACACCGGGAUGAAAGAAGGUUUCUUCAGAAAAAGACCUGACUUAGAAAGCAAUGUUUCAAAACUGGGUCUUGUUCAUCUUUCAUUUCCCAAAAGCUUCAUGUUAUUGCUUCAUGGGAAUCUAGCUGUGACUUUUUUUGCCAAGUAAACUUGAGCAGAAUCUUUUAGACACAUGAAAGAUGACAUAACACACCAUCAGAUCGGUGUGACCGGAUCGAGUGUUUACGGGUCUCGUAGGAGUUUUGAAUUUUGUUUUGUCGUGAUAGGUCUUCGUCCAGAUUUUUUUAAGCCUCUGGGUCUGUUUGUUGUCGUUCAUGUUAUUGGUCACACAGAGACACAGUGCUGUAGUCACUCUAGUUUUUGAACCAUGCGAAAUGUUCUCGAUUCCUCCUCUAUCUGCCAGAACUGCUCCAGUCAGCAGAGGGUUUUGAACCACAGAUAAAGGUUACGCACAGAAGAGAAAUAAUAAUAAAUGGCAAGUAUGGUUAAGAAAGCAGAGAAAUGUGCAAUGAUGGAUUUUGUUCUCAGAUCUCAAGAGCAUUUCCCUACAGAUGUUGCAAUAGUGCUUCAGAGAAACCAGCACAGGGAUGUUCUUGUCUUCAUUUAAUAGCAGGAUUUACUUUCCCCUUAAUGUCAUCAAGAAAAACACAAACACUUUUAACUUCCAGAAUGUGUGAUAUUUCCAAAUGGAACUUGAUUUUAUCCAUUGGGAUUUAAUUUAGGAAUUCUGAGAUUCCACUCGGAUCCAUUCAUGUGCUUGGAUUUCUAAAAAAUUUGGGGUCAGUAAGAUUUUUUUACUGUUAUUCGGCAAGGAUGCAUUAA